Messenger RNA from Mucor velutinosus, 3747 nucleotides. It is a transcript of the gene BET1, whose product is annotated as protein transport protein bet1. Bases 1 to 3747 code for a protein of 1248 amino acids. NCBI's taxonomy places the organism in Eukaryota, Fungi, Mucoromycota, Mucoromycetes, Mucorales, Mucoraceae. The record is from RefSeq and is a predicted model, not a curated record. Gene Ontology annotation, molecular function: protein binding; nucleic acid binding. Gene Ontology annotation, biological process: DNA repair; proteasome-mediated ubiquitin-dependent protein catabolic process. Gene Ontology annotation, cellular component: nucleus; site of double-strand break. The transcript has 16 exons.
AUGUAUGCGUACUAUCGCUCCACUUGCUUCAGCACUCACAUACAGCACAUUCUUCGAGGAGAUAUAUCCAACAGAGAUGAGUCUGAUAUUGUGCUGGUCAAGGGAGGCUCAUUAGAAUGGCUCACUGUACAUCAAGUAACCGAGUCCAACCCUAACAUACUUCAAAGCCAAUUAGAGCAAUCUACAUUUGGCAUCAUCAAUGACGCUAAAUUAUUGCCGAUGGAGUAUGAGGAGGAUGACAGCAACAGCAGCAUCAGUGGAUCCAUUAUGGAGCAAGACCACGAACCAGCAGUAGAAUAUCAAGAGAUGAGCUACUCCAAAAAGACCAGAAACCACUCCAGAAUUCAAGGCAACGAUAUCAUUGUAGCGCUUUCAGAGUACGGCAAACUAGUGUUCAUGACCAUCAUCCAGGACGCUAUGACAAGGAGAUUCGAGACAUUGGCAGAAGUGUAUUUAGAUAGCCCCGGAUUAGAGUACACCAAAAAGGGCAAGAAAUUGGCUAUUGAUCCAUGCGGAAGAGCGAUUGCGAUUGCUUCGUUUCAGGAUCAUUUCGACAUUUUGAUAUUGGAUAAAACGACAUCGAGGAUCCACUUUGAUCCCAUUAUUGGUCGUGGAUCAGAGUUUGAGGAAGGCAUCAUUUGGCAGAUGGAAUUUUUGCACACAGAAUCUGACUCAAUGGAUAAGAUUCUACUGGUGUUGGUGGUUUACAAUGAUGUAGAACGAUUAUGUAGAUUGGUGCUGUACUCCAUUGACGCAUCCGAUAUGAAGAACGUUACCAUUGAAAAGAUCAGCCGGUUGCCUCUUGAGAAAAAUACCCCCUUACCUUUAUUAUUAAUACCAUUGACAUUUCAGACUGAGGCAUUCUUGUUGGUCACAGAACAAAAUGUAUCUUAUUUAAAAGCAGAUGAUCUCGCUUGUGGGAAUGUCCUCUAUCCAACAAGCCAAAUCCCGAGAAAACCUAGAAGUCUAGAGUGUCCAUUAUUCACAGCUUAUGCUGCUAUGCUGAACAAGUAUGAGCGACAUAUCUAUCUAGGUUCGUCAGAAGGACAUUUAUAUAGACUUGGCGUGGAUGUUUGGGGAGAAAGAGAGGUAAAUAUUGAUUGGCAACCUUUGGAUUCGACAAGCCCCAUCAGUCAAGCGAUGUGUGUGCUGGGAAGAAUGGAUGUUGAGGAACCAAGAGGCUUUCGCAGCACAGAUGUGCUGUUUUGUGCAGGCGAAAGUGCAGAUAAUCAAGUGUUAGCCAUGUGUACAUCAACACUGCCAUUCAGAAGAGACGUGGUUCAAAAUAUCGUCAAUAGGGCACCACUGACAGACUACCAAGUAGCCAAGGACUUUCUUGGGGAUCAGGAUGCCGUUAUUACAUGCUCAGGGCAGGACCUUCAUGGUGCAUUAUCUAUUGUUACACAUGGCAUUGAGGCAUCUCACAUUGUGCAAUCUUCUAAAUAUGAAUGGAAAGGUGUGUCUCGUGUAUGGCAUGUAACAGCGUCAGUAUCCAUGAAAGAACAUGUGCCAUGUUUGGUGGUAUCUUCCUUGUUAGACACAAGAUUACUGUGCACUAAAGAUGGGCACAUCAAGGACAUCACAUCAUUAUCCAACAUUGAGUUCAACACAGAAACAGUGUAUGCGACAUCCAUUACAAUCAACAAUUACAAUCUGUUGCUUCAAGUGCAUGUGGCUGGAUUUUCAGUAAUUGAUGUUGGAUCAAAGGAGGUGUUGCUCGACUCUUCACCGUUGAUUGGAUCAGAUGAUCGAAUUGAGAUGGCUACUUGCUGGCAAGUGGGUGAUGCUGUCUAUGUAGCAUUCUGUAUGAUACGUAACAACUCUUUCUCGCUGGAACUUGUACAUAUCGCCACGCACUCUACGAGCUCUUUCUCAUUAUCAGACAAACAAAUUGCAUCAGAACCGUUGCCAUAUUGUCCCAGCUGUUUGGAGUGCUUUAGCAUUGGGUCAAAAGCGUCGCUCGUGGUGGGCACCUUCCAACCGUCCAUAUUGAUUUAUACUGUAGAGAGCGAGUCGCUUGAACAGGUCCAACAAGUAGAUCUUUCGCUACAAGAACCAGGACCAUUCACAGUACCUUACUCAGCAGUCGUUAUAUCCUCUUGGCUAGUGUGUGGAUUACGACAAGGCUCAAUACUAUGCAUGCCUAUCAACUUUGAUCAAGAGUGCAUUCACUUGGAGAAUCAAGAAUUGCAGAUUUUUCGUGUGGGUCAAUCUGCUGUAGAUUUAGUGCCUUGCGAAGACGGUAUUUACGCACUGUCUGGCCAGUUGUGGAAAAUAUCGUGCAAUGUGGAUGAAAACAUGCACCUGGAUCGUGUGUUGGUAUCCAAUUUUGACUUUAUCAAUGCAUUCUGUCUCUUCGACUGUGGAUUGCCCACCUUGUACGGUGAACGUAUUGCGCUGAUAGCAGAGGAUAAGCUGCAUAUAUUUGCUCUCAGCCCUGAUACACAGUUGAGUACACGCAAAAUCGAGCUCAAAGAUACUCCUCGCAAGAUCGUUUACGAUAAAUCGCUUGGUUAUCUCAUUGCUAUUACUACACGCAUGGAAAACGGUGAUCGCAAGAACUUUAUUCGUCUUGUGGAUCUCGCAAGCGGCCAUAUCCUGACAGAUAAUCAAUUGCUUUGGACAAACACGGACUAUGGACGUAGUGACAUGGUUCUUUCAGCAACUGAAUGGUCUGUGCAAAACAAGCACAAAACUUACAAAUACCUCUGUGUUGGCCUUGGACAUCCCAAAGAGCCCUUUCAUUCAUUUCGAUCUGGCAUGUCUGCACGCGUGUCAAAAGCUUUGAUGGACAGAGGCACUCUGCUGUUAUUCCGUUUAAAGAAUAACAACAAGUUUCCAUUGAAACGGGUGUGGGAUCAAGAAAAGUUGCCCGGUGGUGUCUUUGCCAUCUGUCCACAUUCAGCUGGGCUUUUAUUCUCUGCUGGUAGUCAUUUGUAUCUGUAUCGGCUGGACCCCGUCACUGGCCGUUUAGUGCAAGUCGCACACAAAGCACUGCAGUAUCUCAUCACUUCCAUUCAUGAGGAAGGGGGCCGUAUUUGCGUCACAUUUCACAAUGAUUCAGUGUCCUUUUAUGAAUUUGACCAUUCAUCGAAGACCUAUGACUUUUUGAAGAGUGAUGUUGUAUCACGAAGCAUUCAUCACUCGCUGAUGCUCAACAACAGGUUGGCUGUGGGUGUCAGUCAAUCCGGUGGCAUGGUGGCUUUAUUCGACGAUCCCGAUGACAGAUCCUUUGAACGUCGGUUGAAAUGCCUGUUCAACUUUCAUUAUGCUGAUAUCAUUGUCAAACCCAAAUUGGCCACAUUACGCACUCAAACCAACGUACCAUCCUACAUAUUACCCUGGAACCAGGAUGCAGCAGCUGUGAAACCCAUUGUUGGAUGCACAGUAUCGGGUGGCAUGAUCCAUGUGUUCAGAAUCUCAGAACCACUCUACCAACUAUUGCAUGCGCUUUCAAACGAACUUGUCGAAUUUGAACCCACGAAACCUUUGCUAGGAAGUACAGACAAUUUUAGAUGGUUUUGCAAGCUAUCGGGUGCAGAACAAGCGACGAUUCACGGUGAUUUGGUCGAACUGUACUUGAAACUUUCACCGGAAGAACAAUUGGCAGUGAUCACAGAUGAGCUAGGCCAGAUCAAAAUGUCGAUUCAAUCAGCAUUGACCGAGUUCAUGACAACUGACAACACUGACGAGGAUCCUAUUGAUUUGCUGGAAGAUGUAUUGCAGUCUUUUGAAAACUUUAAAUAG